Messenger RNA from Radiomyces spectabilis, 189 nucleotides. RefSeq lists its product as uncharacterized. Gene Ontology annotation, biological process: regulation of DNA-templated transcription. Gene Ontology annotation, molecular function: DNA-binding transcription factor activity, RNA polymerase II-specific; zinc ion binding. Lineage: Eukaryota; Fungi; Mucoromycota; Mucoromycetes; Mucorales; Radiomycetaceae. The transcript has a single exon. The annotation marks the transcript as partial. The record is from RefSeq and is a predicted model, not a curated record.
AGAGCGCCGGUCGCUUGCUACCGUUGCCAUCGUAAAAAAGUACGUUGCAAUGGAACUCGACCCAUGUGCGCUCGAUGUGACGCUACCAACGCUGAAUGCACUUAUCCGACCUCUCGACGCACACGCAGCAAUCAACCUACCUUUGUCGAUCCUUUUAUCGAGAAUAUUUCUCGCUUGGAAGCUAGGAUC